CAACUUGGCUCUACAAAUGGCGUUAAACAUGUGAUCAGGUUUCCUGAAUAGGACAUACAGUGUCACAUCAGGUCAGCCAAUCAAACGCAGUCUUGUCUCUGAAGAGUGGAGAAAGCAUCUACGUUCUUUUCACUCAACACAGAAAUUUGAACACGAUGGCAUCUCUAAAGUUUGUCUUCUAUCUCACAUGUUUGCUCUUGGGGAAAAUGGGUGAGUUGUCUCAUGUGGCCGGGCUGUUUUCUUCCUCAUCUGUUCGUCAACAGAGAGGUUUUGUAUCAGCCAAUGUUGGAAACAGUGUAACUUUGCAAUGUUUCUGUGAAGGUAGUGAGCCAGCAUGGCUUUACUGGUACAAACAAACACCGGGACAGAAACCACAGCUGCUCUCUUCCACAUAUAUGUAUGAUAUGAGAGUCACUUUUCAUCAUGAAUUCAAGAACAAUUCACGCUUCACAGUGGAUAAGGAAAACAGUAACCAUCACUUGACAAUUUUGGAUUUGCGCAUUUCAGACUCAGCUAUUUACUACUGCGCAGCUAGUGCGUCAUACGUCUUGUAUUUUUCGGAGGGCACUCUAGUCAGUGUACAGGGUUCAGGUCUGAACGUUCCAGCUUUGGUCCAGCAGUCAGCAUCUGAGACCGUCCAGCCAGGAGGCUCUGUGACUCUGAACUGUACAGUACAAACUGGGACCUGUGAUGGACAACACAGUGUUUACUGGUACAGAAACUCUGAAGAAUCUCAUCCAGGACUCAUCUACACUCAUGGAGGCAGGAAUGAUCAGUGUGAGAAGAAACCCAACAACAAAACACACACCUGUGUCUACAACCUGCCAAUAAAGAGCCUGGAUCCGUCUCAUGCUGGGACCUACUACUGUGCUGUUGCCUCAUGUGGACACAUACUGUUUGGAAACGGGACCAAGCUGGACUUUAAAGAUGAGGAAGCCUCUCUUGUCUUGGUGUAUUUCUUGAGUGGAGCUUUGGCAUUCACCACCAUCCUGGUUGUUAUACUGGCUCUCUCAGUGUACAAGGUGAACAAGAGAAACAGCUGCCAAUGUGCAGAGUCUCGCGGAAGAUUAUCAGCUCCCUCCACAGAAAAUGCAGAGGGUUACAGAGACGCAGACAGCCUCCAUUAUGCAGCUUUAAGUGUCAACCUGCCCAGCAGAUCACGGAGACCGAGGAACAACACCAAUGAUGAAUGUGUGUACUCCAGUGUAAAGCAAUAGAUCUGGACAGGUUUCAUUUCUACUUUUAUAAUAAAACUGGAUUUAGUCGUAUUUCAAGGUAGA
Messenger RNA from Sebastes umbrosus (honeycomb rockfish), 1280 nucleotides. RefSeq names its product immunoglobulin kappa light chain-like. Gene Ontology annotation, biological process: response to bacterium. NCBI's taxonomy places the organism in Eukaryota, Metazoa, Chordata, Actinopteri, Perciformes, Sebastidae. The coding region runs from base 156 to 1217 and encodes 353 amino acids. The transcript is spliced from 5 exons. The record is from RefSeq and is a predicted model, not a curated record.